Messenger RNA from Protopolystoma xenopodis, 948 nucleotides. The record is from the annotation of a GenBank genome assembly. Lineage: Eukaryota; Metazoa; Platyhelminthes; Monogenea; Polystomatidea; Polystomatidae.
AUGGAAGUUUGUAUUUUAUACAGAUUUUCUCCCGACUACUCUAUUUAUGAUUACCGGCCUUCACUUGAAACUCCCGUGGAUAUUACUACAUAUUCCUGUGCUCCUGCAAAUUAUCCACUUUCCGAGCAGAGAUUGACGCUUUACCAAGAGGAAGUCAUCCGAUGGAUUUCAGAAUUCGUUUAUACCGGACAAAGAAUCUUCGAACUUAAAAAGCAAACUAAUCCUACGGAGUGCACAGAUAUGGCUACUUGGUCUUCGCUCAGUUUGGUUAAUCAGCCGGGUAUUUCUGCCUUUUACGCAUCAUCAACUGGAGAGGCUGGUUCAUUUUGCACCAGCUUUGCUUCCACAUCUUCAUCAUUAUCCUGUGGACAUAAUCGCUCAGUCGAAGCAGACGAUAACACUACUUCCUCGAUGUCUGCCGGACCUCAGGAAGGGCCUGGCCGCCGACUGUUUACUCAUGCGGCAGGAGUAGCCGGAGCUCCGACUAGAACCCGACGUCCUGCUCUUUUAGCGAGUGGAGGGCUAACCUCUCAUUUAAAACUUCAUCAGACUCCUAAGCCGCCUUCCGAGGAUGGCAUAUCUGCCGACUUGAGACAGAUCUCUUUAGGUGACUCUAGCCUGGCUAAUAAGCAAACAUCCUCUUUCGAGUCCGUAGGCGGUUCUGGCUUGGCCACAGGCCCAGGAGGGUCCAAUGGAAGUGGCAUAUCUCUCCGUUUAGCUCAUUCUGCUGCAUCGCCUGUUUUCCUGGGCCCUAAGUUCGGACCCUAUGCUCAGCAUUACUACACGAGCCAAUAUCACUCUUACCAUGGGCAGCAGCAUGGGAAUACUCAUGCACUCCAGCAGCCAUAUCAAGUUGCUGAGUCUCAGAUGCUUAUUGAGCCCUGUUUUGUUACUUUUUCUGGGCCAAUGGCUGCCGAGCUCGCUUACUCAGAGGAGAUGGUAAAUUAG